Rhododendron vialii is the source of this 2140-nucleotide messenger RNA. Its product is annotated as protein IQ-DOMAIN 24. Bases 244 to 1662 code for a protein of 472 amino acids. Gene Ontology annotation, molecular function: protein binding. The transcript is spliced from 4 exons. The record is from RefSeq and is a predicted model, not a curated record. NCBI's taxonomy places the organism in Eukaryota, Viridiplantae, Streptophyta, Magnoliopsida, Ericales, Ericaceae.
UCUCUCUCUCUCUCUCUCUCAAUGUGAAGUAAAAUCUCCGUCCCCACCUCCCCAGCCCCAACCACUCCCACCACUUCCAGCCUCAACCGCGUCCGCGUCUCUUAAAUAUCACCCAAGCGUGGGCCUCAAGGUCCAUUAACCCCACCCCUUUCGCUCUCCUUACUCCACCCCAGAUACUCAACUCUCUCUCUCUCUCUCUCCCUUCUGCAAAUGCCGACACAAUCAACGCACCGACGAUGAGCAAUGGGUAAGGCAUCAAGAUGGUUCAGGGCAAUCUUCGGCGGCGGCGGCGGCGGCAAAAAGGCGUCGGAUUCGUCGUCGUCGUCACCGGCGAAGGAAAAGAAGAAGUGGGGUUUCGCCAGAGGCCACUCUUACGCCGAGUCGUCUUCGGCCGGGUAUGGGGAUGCAAUUGACGCCAACAAGCAUGCGAUAGCGGUGGCGGCGGCGACCGCCGCGGUGGCCGAGGCGGCUCUCGCUGCGGCGCACGCGGCUGCGGAGGUUGUCAGGCUGACCAGUGGGGGAUCCGGGAGUAGCAGUAGGCCCAAUACGGCGGCGUAUGAUAGAGGGCGGCGGGAAUUGGCGGCUGUGACGAUUCAGUCGGCGUUUCGAGCCUAUCUGGCUAGGAGGGCGUUGAGGGCACUUAAGGGAUUGGUGAGGCUUCAAGCAUUGGUGAGAGGGCAUAUUGUGAGAAAGCAAAGUGCAGAUAUGCUCCGACGCAUGCAGGCAAUGGCCAGAAUCCAGGCCCGGGCCUGUUCAAAUCGGGCUCAUGUGUCAGAGUCUUCACAAUCUAGCAGCAAGUCCUCCAACUCUUGCCACCCUGACCUUGCGACUCCCAAAAAGUAUGGUAAGCAAUUUCGUGCGUAUAGUACAAAAUCUGACUGGUCCCCAAUGCAGAAGGUUGAAAACCGUGAAUUUGCUUCCAGAAACCAGAGCUCUCAAUCAUAUAUGAAGAUCAAGGGCAAUAUUGACCUAGAAAGGAUUCACAUAGGUUCAAACUGGCUAGACCGAUGGAUGGAAGAACAUCCAUGGAACAGCCAGGGAGACGCAUCACAAAAAUCCGGGCGAGCCGAGGACGAGAGGAGUGACAAGAUCCUUGAAGUAGAUACUUGGAAGCCUCACCCAAUCUCCAAACAAGGCAACAAAGUCUUUGGGGCACCAUUUGACCCUCUACCAAGACACCCAACAAAACCCCAGAAGCAAAAUCCAAGUACAUCUUCCGGCGAACUCUCAUCGUUAACAUCCCUAAAAUUUCCUACAGAAGUAGAUCAGGGAGCCUUAUGGGCUAGAGAAAACAGCCCGCAAAUGUACUCGGCAUCGUCUAGACUGGGAAGCAGUGGCAGAAGAGGUUCCUUCACGCCCGCGAGGAGUGGGUGUUCAAAAAGCUUAUUUGGAGACUAUAUGGGUUACCCUAACUACAUGGCUAACACGGAAUCGUCCUGGGCAAAGGUUAGAUCCCAGAGUGCUCCCAGGCAGCGAAUUAUGCAAGUUGAGAAGCCGGGUUCAUUAAAGAGGUUUGUUCGUGGGUAUUGGGAUGGAGAUAGUAUUUCAGAAAGGGGUUUGGAUAUGUGUGAAGACUUCGGUACCAAUGCAUAUCCAGGCCCUGAGAUGCCAAUGCGAGGAAACAGCACCACCGGGUAUAAAUCCAGUUAUGGUGGUAGAUGAUAGAUAGCAGUAACAGCACCCACACACACGUGGGUCACCGUUCGGAACGGUUUCACUUUUUCUUGAAAUCUUCAAGUCUGUAUGGGGUUCCAUGCUUGAGCCGUGCUUCUCCUUUGUUCUUUGGUGGUUUUGAUGAAGUCCAGCCAUGAUUUUUCAAAGAUUUCUCCGUAUCUGUCUAACUUGACGCCAUCAGUGUACACUUGGAUCCUCUUGGCAAAGAUCGUGAUAGCAACGUUUCCGCUUCCACAUUAUAAAACGCUGAUGUUGGUGUGUGUGCUCUCAUCUUCUUCUAUGUAUUGGCUUGUAAGUGUUUGCUUGUAAGAAUUUUAAUGACAAUAUGUGCAGAUCAUAGAAAGACCAGGAGGCUGUGUUUUGAAGCUUUUUUUUUUUAUUGCAACCACCUGUAUUUGAGUAUUUGACUCUCUUUUGUUUAAUCUGUUCGACAGAUCAUGAGGCUGAGCCUCAAACUUUCCAUGUA